AAUUAGCAGAAAAGUUACGUGUUGUACCAAGUUGCAAGAAAACAUUGCAAGUCAACUCUUUUGGAGGUAAGACUCAAAAGAGUACAUUCAAUUUAUGCACAAUUGACAUUGUUUCUGAGGACGGAGACAUUGCAGUUGAUGUAAUAAUAGAAGACGAAWUCAUCAAACYAAUUGAUCGUUCUAAUUGGUCGUCCUGCCUUAAUCAACCACAUUUACAGAAUUUAAAUUUGGCAGAUGACUUGAGUCAAGUUAAUUUUCAUGUAGACAUUUUAAUUGGUUUGGAUGCUGUAUGGCAAUUUCUAAAACCAGAAGUUAUUAGUGGCUUUCCAACAGCUCAAGCAUCUAGUCUAGGUUAUGUGUUGUCAGGAAAGUUGUUUCCAAAUCCAAUUAGCAAUGAGGUCACAUAUCAAUGUUCAUCUGUAAAUCAACAAGGUCAAACCUCUAUUGAURAAUUUGAUCAAUCCAAUGUUGAGAGUCCAACAAUUACAGGUUACAGUGACAUUAAUGAACUUGUCUCAAAACUUAUUCAUAUUGAAUCAUUUGAUUUUCAAGAAGCUAGUGAAACCAACGAGGAUAACGAUUUCAUCCAAAGAUUUCAAAGUCAAAUUGAGUACAGGGAUGGAACWUAUUUUGUACCAUUACCAUGGUUAGAUAAUCAUUCACCUUUACCAAGUAACUUGCAUAUUGCAUUAAGCAGGGUUGAACAGGUCAAGAAAAGAUUGCUGAAGCUGAAUCUUUUUGAAGCAUWUUCCAAGGUAAUCUCGGAACAAAUUGACAAAGGKUAUGUUGAACAAAUUGAAGAGGACAAUGAACAGUGGGACGAAGCAGSAUCCCAUUACCUAAGUCACUUCUUUGUUUUACGUCCAGAUAAUGAAACAACACCUUUACGUGUAGUGUUUGCUGCCAAUGCAGGUCAAGUAUCACUCAAUGACUGUCUGUAUACUGGACCUUGUUUGCUUAAAUCUCUUCUCACAAUCAUUCAUCGUUUUAGAGUUAAUAAGUAUGCUUUUGUAGCUGACAUAGAGAAAGCAUUUCUUAGGAUCAAGCUUAAAGAAGAGCAUCGGGACUUUGUGCGAUUUCUUUGGUAUGAGGAUGGAGACCCAACCAAGCCACUUAAAGUCUACAGAUACACGUCAGUCUUCUUUGGGGGUACUUGCUCACCUUUCAUUCUCAAUUCUACGAUACUUCAUCAUCUGUCAAG
This is a messenger RNA of Exaiptasia diaphana, 1201 nucleotides long. RefSeq lists its product as uncharacterized. The transcript has a single exon. NCBI's taxonomy places the organism in Eukaryota, Metazoa, Cnidaria, Anthozoa, Actiniaria, Aiptasiidae. The record is from RefSeq and is a predicted model, not a curated record. The annotation marks the transcript as partial.